AUGGAGGAUGUUGUGAUUAGGGACAGCGAUGAAUGGAAUUUGAUAGAGUUCGCUCUUCAGCUUCGGUGCCGCUCUUCGAGGGUUAGACUGUUGCAAGCAUGGAAUAUAGUGAGGCCAGAGUCGCUGGCCAUGUUUAAUCGGCGAACCAAGAAUAUGCUGGUGUUAGAAUCGUUUAUUGACACCGAGUCGUUGGACAGAUCUAACUCGGUCCAGGAUGUGUGCACGAGGGGCUUUGAAAUAGGCGCCCCUGGGUUUGUCGUAACUGUUGGAAAUUUAAGUCUGCCCGGAUUCCCCUUGUUGAACACUGACCCUAGUGGGAAAACACUUUUGGAUAAUAAUACUGGCUCUCUCGAUUCUAAUGGUAAAUUGCUUCCACCGAAGACACCUGCUGCUACCUCCGAUUAUGCGUCAAUUUACGGAGAGAAGAAGGUGUUUGAGUAUUUCGUCUGCGACGUUGGGGUUGGGAAGUGUUUGGAGGUACCGGACGUGGUCGAGGCACAGAGAUUUCGGGUUUCUAUGCCUGUGGAGUACGAUUCGUGUUUCCUCACGAACUCAGAAAAUAUAAAAUUGGACUCUCUGACUGUUUUUGCGGGAUCAGAAGACGAAAAGAAUAACUUUGAUAUGUCUGUAGAGGUUCAGACCAAGGGAGUCCUGCCUCAAAACACAUUUAAGCACAACUAUAUAAUCUAUGACACGUCACAGGUAAUGGACUGUUAG
Molecule: messenger RNA, 717 nt
Organism: Theileria orientalis strain Shintoku
Lineage: Eukaryota; Apicomplexa; Aconoidasida; Piroplasmida; Theileriidae
Exons: 5
Coding region: 1-717 (238 amino acids)
Source: RefSeq, a predicted model, not a curated record